Molecule: messenger RNA, 3177 nt
Organism: Ciona intestinalis (vase tunicate)
Lineage: Eukaryota; Metazoa; Chordata; Ascidiacea; Phlebobranchia; Cionidae
Source: RefSeq
UUACUGAGCAAUAUGAUGCCACCAAACACCAAUGAUAUAUCUGUACCAUCAUCUGAAGACAAUAAGAAGAUGCCACCCGUUGUAAAUCAAUCAUAUCCAAGUGCAACUGCUGUGCAGACAAAUGCUGCAGUCAAUCCCAAUUCUAAUGCAUUGGAGAAGCCUAACUUGUUGGAUUUGCUGAAAAACAGCACAAAGGCGGAUAUCUUCAAGACAAUAGGAAAUCGUAUCGUGAUUCCCAUUUGUUUAGCCAAGAAGAAUGAAGAAGAGUCGCUUCGUGUUCCAAGUUUAACUAAAGAUUCAAAGAACACAACGUUUCGUAUCGCAGUCUCCUCUUCACGGACCUCAGUUAUUAAACAAGAAUCAACAACUUCUUUCAACCAACCGCCACGUGUGACUACAGUGGGCAAAAUACAACGUUCACCGUAUAAAAUAGCACCGUCAAUGCAGCUGCACUCGAGGAGAAAUGAAACACAGAACUCGAUGCCCAUCAUACCACAGAGAGAUAGCAACGACUAUGGAGAUCUGAACAAAUUCAUGAAUUCUGUUUCAUCCGACUUAGGCAUGGGUUGUGAUGAUAAAGACAGCGUGAUCAGUUCAAACGAAUCGGGUCCCCUAGAUUCUUCUCUUGCUUCACUACCAAGCUUGCCAGGCAUGGAACAAGAAGACAAUGAUUUAACUUGUCUUUCAUGGCUGAGUGAGAACAACACGGACCUUAUACGAGCGAUAAGAAAAUGUAACCCUGAUGAUCCUGGAAUCAGCCUCAGUGGAGAUGAAAGUGAAGACAACCAGGAUUUGAACAAAUCGAUAUUCACCGCCAAAUCUCGGGUCAAUGAAAGGAGUUCCCCAGGUCGAUACAAUGCUUCGGAAUUCGAAUAUAACCCAAUGAGUAAACCUCCCUAUUCAUUCAGUUGUCUCAUAUUUAUGGCAGUUGAAGAUUCGGUUGAAAAACGCCUUCCCGUGAAGGAAAUUUAUUCUUGGGUGUGUAAGCAUUUCCCCUACUUCAAAACUGCCCCUUCUGGAUGGAAGAAUUCAAUCCGUCAUAAUUUAUCGCUUAACAGAUGCUUCAAAAAAGCGGAAAUUCCAAAUAAAAGAAAGGAAACAGUAAAAGGCUCGUUGUGGUGUAUAGACCCGGCAUAUAGACCUAACUUGGUACAAGCUUUAAAACGGAGUCCCUUUUAUCCAUAUUUGCACCCCAAUGGCAUAGGACAACCAUUGUCAUUAAACAAUCUUGCCAACCUUCUGCCAGGUGUUGAAACUGGAAGAGUGCCUUCUUGGAGUCCAAAUACACCAGCAGACUCAACAUUAUGGGCAGACCCGGACAUGGCCUCGGCAGCGCUUAAUUUAAUGGGACUUCGACGAAACGAUUCGUCGCCCACCCAGCGUCCAUCCAACAUAAGAAAUACUUUAAAGGAUAUUUUCCGUGAUGCUGAUUGGAACGCCGCUGUUGGAUAUCGGCAGAGAUUAGACAGCGAGGAAUCUGUUGGGUCGGAAACUUUGGUGAUCCGUGAUCCCUCCGAAGAUCAUUCCUACAUCCGGACUCAAUCCAAAGAUGAAGUAACCCGCUGCGUCACUCCUGAGAGCGAAAAAUCUGCUCCGGAUGCGGCGUAUGAGUUCGAGACUGAAGAUGAUGGGCUUGGGGAAGAUGAUGAUGACGUCAUCAUUGAUGACAUGAUGGUGGUUAUGGAAGAUGUCAAGGUGGAAGGGUCAGAUGAUGAGAAGAGCGAAAAUGAAGAGCCAAGUCUCUUUGAUUCUGGAUUCGGGAGCAUGAAGAGCUUCCGCCACAAGUCAGGGAAAAAGAGGAAGUCGAAAGAGGAUCUUCAAGUUGUUUCGAAGAGUCGGAAAACGUCAAAGUCUCCAGGUACGAAGUCUGGAAAAUCUCUGCAGGGGAAAUCGCGCACGAAAAAGUCAGUCAAGUCCAAGAAUAAAAAGCUAAAGGUUCGAAUUGCAAAGGAGGGAGUGAAGCAAGUCAACAAGAAGAGCACUCCUGUGAAAAGGUCCAGGAAAAUAAGUGAUGCUGACAGUGGGAAAGAUUCUCCACAAACGAAAAGUCUUCGUUUCAACCCGUCCAACUACCAUACCAGGUCAUCCGGACACAAGUUACUUGGGCAAGAUGCUGCUCUUAGCAGGAAGAGACUGAUCAGCGGAAGAGCAAGUGAUGAAGAAGAAGAAGAAAUUAAACUUGCUGCCGGAUCACUUCUCCGGCUUGCGGGGCUCUUUAGCUCUCCUAGCGGCGGUCGUUCUCUCCGAUCAAAGCCUUAAUUUUUGGGCGCGUAUUCUGUGUAAACUUUUCGGGAUUGUCUCGAAGGCUGCACACCGAACUUACAUACGUGCAGGCUAACGUUCAGGGAUCAAACAUUAAGUUACUGAAGCUGCUCCAUUACAUCCCUGCCUCCACUCAUAUUGGAAUCAUGUAGAAUUAAGAGCAAUCAUACGACGAAGCCAUGAAGGCUUAGCAACAUGUAGUUAUCCUAUGUACCGAUUCAUCACAAGUGUAUUCAUACUAACCAUAUCAUCCAUCGCGUCAAAUCAUAAUUCAGGUUACGACGCUGUCUAUAACUGUAAGCUGCUCGUACCAUGCAAAUAAUGAUGCAGUUUUGUUGUAACCCCGAAACUGCCAGCCAUAUUUUAUUUUUCGCGUAUGUUUCCAUUUUUGCUUGCCACAGCUGCAUAUUCUGUGUGUUUGAAAAUCCUGACAAACUUAGAGCUGCUCGAUCGCAAUUGUUCAUUUGAGCGAACGUACAAACGGUCGUGUCCAAUGCACGCAACUCAUUACCCCAACCGGACAAUCUUCUGUUUUGUUUUUCUUUCUUCGAGAGUUACGUGUUCGUGGUGUUAUUUAAGUCUUCCUUAUUUUGACCCUAUUUGUUCCACAAUCUACAUUUAUAGUUGUUCACACCCACAAACACUUUUGGAAAACCGAAAGAGCUAUGCAAGGCGGCCAUUGCCGUAACAGUGGUGUUUCACUCAUUCGGGUUUGCCCGACAACGAUCCUCUAGCGCCACCUCACGGAUUAUGCAGUACGGGAUUGUUUUGUUUACGUCACAGGAGUAGUCAUCUCUUUUUGCAUGCUGUUCUUGAUUUAUUUAUGCGAAUUCUCGGUUCAAUUUAAAGGCAGCUAUGAUGCUGCUACAACUGCAAGCAGAACAUUUGAUUAAAAGUUUUUUCGGACAAGUUUGA